Messenger RNA from Ceratosolen solmsi marchali, 897 nucleotides. It is a transcript of the gene rtv, whose product is annotated as QVR superfamily protein rtv. Bases 246 to 695 code for a protein of 149 amino acids. Lineage: Eukaryota; Metazoa; Arthropoda; Insecta; Hymenoptera; Agaonidae. The transcript has 3 exons. Gene Ontology annotation, biological process: regulation of synaptic transmission, cholinergic; positive regulation of voltage-gated potassium channel activity; sleep. The record is from RefSeq and is a predicted model, not a curated record.
CUGUGUACGUGACUCGAGUGAUCUCGGGUUUCGUAGCGGGAAAAGCCGUGGGGAAAGUGGGCAUCCGCGGGGCCGGUUGCGAAAGAGGCCUACACGUGCGUCUCCGCGGCCUCCAAUGCUACGGGAGAGGCUCUGCUGAAGUGAAAGGCAGCCCCGGAUUCCCUCACACGUCGGCACCGACGAUCGCGCGUGGCGCGUCACAAGAUGGCUGUGCGCCACGCCGCCGAGAUCCAAGGCACGUCCCGAUGAGGCUCCGGGGGACCCUCGCCCUCCUCGCCGCGGCCCUCCUGCUUCUCCUGGAGUGGCCCCACGACGUUCAAGGGCUCAUAAAAAGAUGUGUUAGUUGUAGAUCAAGAGGAGAAUUGGGAUCAUGCAAAGAUCCAUUUACAAUGAAUUCGACACAAAUCGAAGAAGAUAAAGCUGUCGAGGCUGUACCUUGUGCCUCUGGUUGGUGUGUCAAAAUUAUUGAAAGUCAAAAUCUUAAUAAUGAGUAUGGCUUAGCGACAGAACGGUCGUGUCUCCAGCGCGGACCCGACGACAACGAAGAGCGAUGCGCUUACACCAAAUGGAACUAUAAAAACGUUUACAUGUGCUUCUGUAACGGGGAUCUAUGUAACACAGCGACGAAAGUCAGUCUGUCCCCGGUCUUAUAUUCGAUUAGCCUUUUGAGUUUUCUUCUAACGCUGUGGCUAUAACUAGAUAAAUUAAUAGAUUAAUCGUUUGAUAAAUAACACAUUGGGAUUGUAAUUUCAUUGAAUUGCUCUGUUCUUUUUUCGAUAUUUCAAUGAUAUGACAACUCCGAAGUCUGCAAAGUGCACUUUUGUUGACGGCCUAAGAAAUAUUGUCGCUGGAACCAACUAUUUUAACUGUCAUUUUCUUGUCUUUGUUGCUUUUUGA